Molecule: messenger RNA, 2034 nt
Organism: Thecamonas trahens ATCC 50062
Lineage: Eukaryota; Apusomonadida; Apusomonadidae
Exons: 2
Coding region: 1-1650 (549 amino acids)
Biological process (GO): endocytosis; plasma membrane tubulation; endosomal transport
Cellular component (GO): cytoplasmic vesicle; plasma membrane
Molecular function (GO): phosphatidylinositol binding; protein binding
Source: RefSeq, a predicted model, not a curated record
AUGGGCACGGGCAUGGGCAUGGGCGAUCUGUCGUUCUACGAGGGCGAGGUCAUUACGGUGGUUACGGAGGAUCCGGGCGAUGGGUGGACCGAGGGCGAGGUGAACGGCUCGAGAGGCUUCUUCCCCACAAACUACGUAGAGGUGAUCGUGGCAGAGAGUGCUUCGUCUGCUCCGCCAGCUCCGCCAGCCAAGGCUCACGCAAAGCCCAUGCCGUCGUUGCCGCAUGCGGGUGGUGGUGAAACAAGCAGCGGACCGGAUGCGGCUGAUGCGGUCAUUGAUGCCUCAGCCCUGGCGGCGUCCAUCUCGGAUGUUAUGGCUGAUGGCGGGGACGAUGCGGGAUGGGAGACGUCAGACUCGUCGGAAGAUGGGUGGGGCGAGACAGGGACAGGCGCGAGUGGGCAAAGUGGAGCGAGUGCUCCGGCUGUGCCAGCGAGGUCGACGCUGGCGGCGCCGUCACCUGCUACGGCCAGGGAGCGGCGGCUGUCGACAGACAUGUCACGGAGACUCUCUGUCCUCGACGCGCCGACGGUGGAGAUCGACGAGCAGAACCGAAUCUCUGCAGGGUUCGAGUGGGUGGCGGAGGAGGCGUACUUUUCGAUCAAGGUGGCCAAUCCGGAGAAGAAGAAGAAGUUUGGCGGACUCAAAAAGUACACGGCAUACGUGGUGGAGACGCCAGCGCGCGGCUGGCGGGUUCUCCGACGGUACAAGCACUUUGACUGGCUCCACGAGCGGCUGGAGAAGAAGUACACAGCCAUCGCUAUUCCGCCGUUGCCUGAAAAGUCCGCCACAGGCCGGUUCAACGAGGACUUUAUCGAGGAGCGCCGCAUGGGCCUGACGUACUUUCUCAACACGCUCGCCCGCCACCCGGUCCUCCGCUCUUCGGCCGUCUUUCUGCACUUUCUCUCGGUUGACAACUCGAACGAUGACACAGCGUGGAAGGCCGGAAAGCGCCAGCAUGAGAAGGACGCGGUCUCGGGCGAGAACUGGUUCUUUUCGGUCGCCCCAGCUGUCGCUGUUGAGGGCCAGGCCGUGGUGCCUGUUCUAGAGACCUUUUCCAAGGAUCUGAACUCGGAGCUCACGCUCUCGUCGACGCUGGAAAAGCAGCUGGAAGGGUGGCAGACUCGGUGGAGUGACGAUGCCAAGGCGCUGUCGUCGCUGGCCGAGACGUACGCGACACUGGCCCAGGUCGACGAAGGGGUGCCGACGCUGCAGGCGGCGCUGGCGGCGUGUGCGCAAAAGGUGGCCAGCAUCUCGCAGCUCUCGCUGGGAGCCUCGCAGGCCGAGGACAUCAUGCUACGCACACUGGCGCUGCAUCGGACCAAGAUGAAGCUCCUGCAAAAGGCGCUCAAGGUUGAGCAGAGCGCGCGCACCCGAUACGUUUCGGCCUACUCCAAGGUCAACGGCCGCGAGCCUACGCCUGAGGAGUCGGUCAAGCUCGAGGUCCUCCGCUCGGCGUCGAACCGCAAGAUGUGCGUGGCGCUUGCCGAGAUGGCUCACUACCGGCUCACCCGUAAGGUCGACUUUAAGAACACACUGCUUGGGUACAUCCGCGAGCAGGAGGCAUUCCAUGCCAAGGCCGGUGAGGCGUGGGCGGCCGCACGGGCGACGGUUGAGGCCAUUGACGUCGACGAGCACAUGUUCGACGCCUGAUGCGGGCUGGCGGGCGAGCUAGCCGGUUGCCGUCUCGAAGAUCGCGUCGGCGUCGGCGAGAUGCACGUCGUGGACGCGCCAGCGGACAACGCGGUCGCGGCGCUCACGCCCGUUGGGCCCCACUGCAUAGCAGAGGAUGCCCAGCGCCGACCACGGCGCCUUGAUGAAGCCGUCGGCACCGUAUGACGGCGCCGUCUUGCACGGCGCGGAGCCGUAGGCCUGGCCAAAUGAGGAGCUUUCACCGGACGCACGUGCAUAGAUGAAGACCGCCUUCUUGACCCGCGAGUUGAGGCCAGCAAUGGCCUCACUCACCCCGACCGAGCGCGUGGGCGACGCCUCGUUGCGCAUCUGCUGCGAGACCUGCAUAAAGGCCGACAUGACCCG